GCGCGCACCUCCGCUCGCUCCCGCACUGGCUUUGUGUCCGGGUGUGUUGUUCGUCGUCAGUCGUGUGGAGAAAGACUAAUUAAAAAAAAACAACACACACGACGAAAUCCCGGGGUACGCCGCGCCCACCCGCGGGAGCCAUGGAGGAGCUGAGCGCUGUCGGGGAGCAGGUUUUCGCGGCGGAGUGCAUCCUGAGCAAGAGGCUGCGGAAGGGCACCUCCGAAUACCUGGUGAAGUGGAGGGGCUGGUCCUCCAAACACAAUAGUUGGGAACCAGAGGAAAACAUUCUUGAUCCGCGACUUCUUUUGGCAUUCCAGAAGAGGGAACAGGAAAAAGAGCUGCGAAACCGAAGAAGAGGAAAAAGACCACGUGGGAGACCACGUAAAAAUGUUGAGUCAGAAGUGCCACCCAAACCCAAGUCGAGCAGCUCUUCUUCCUCAUCCUCCUCUUCUAAUUCAUCUUCCUCCUCCUCGUCUUCAUCUUCAUCUUCCUCCUCCUCAGAUGACAGUGAUGCAGAAACUCCACACUGUCCGAGACCACGAGAUUCCCACCCCGUUCCACAGAAAAAAGCACAAGCCGUGGUAGUAAGGCCAGAUUUAAAAGAGCAACUUCGCAAGAAGAGGGGAAGAAAACCAUUGCUUCCUGAUCAGAAGAUCCCUAGAAGGACCAAGGGAGCGAAGCCGGGACCUAAAAGUGCAGCUGAAAAAUUACAGGCUGGUCUUAAUGCACAAGCAUUCUCCACUCUAAAAUCCCAUUCCAAAGACCUAUCUGCUUCCAGCUAUAACAGACAGGGUAACUUAUCUGCAGAAUUGCUUUCCAACAUUGCUAAAAAUUCUCCUAUCCAUCCCAAUGGGAAUUCUUCCAGAAACCUAAGCUGGCAGAGCUCAAUUGUGCAUUAUAUGAACCGAAUAGCCCAAAACAACCCUCAGGCAGGCAGGAGGCCGAUGAAUUCUGCAUUGCUUUCCAAACGAAGCUGUCAGACUCAAGAAUCCAAAAGUGCCUCCAAAAUGCAAAUUGAUCUUGGCCCAUCUGCUCUUAAAACUGUAAAACUUAAUGAUAGCGAGGAGCACACAAAUCCACCGAUCAACCAGUCUGCACCGAGGCCUGGAAUAUCUAACCGAGAAAGCGCCCAGACUUUGAAUCUUCAGAACAAAACUCAAGGUGGACAAAGUGCAGGAGCGCUAAAUGUGCACGCGUCUCAGAAAAAUAACACACUUCCACAAAAAAAACCUAAUCCUCCUUCACAUGGGAUGUCUACAGAUAAUAAGACAGAUAAAAUGAGUAGAAAAAGCGGAGGGAUAAGUCAAGUAAGGACCGGACUUCCAGUAUCCACAAGAGAGGUCUCUACUGUCGAGAGAGGACAGCAGGCAGAGCCUCGCAAGGAUCUAGCUGAGCUAAGCACCGGAGAUGAUAGCAGCCUGGACUCUGACCAUGAUUCAUCACUUUCCAGCCAAGAUAUGUCUGUCCAAGCUAGCCAAGACUGGAAGCCAGCUCGUAGUCUGCUUGAGCAUGUUUUUGUGACCGAUGUCACUGCCAAUCUCAUCACAGUCACCGUAAAGGAGUCUCCCACCAGUGUUGGCUUCUUUAACAUGCGGCCUUACUGAAAGGAGAACAUGUUUGGAAAUAUGCAACCAAAAAUGUAUGAGGUCUGGCUAUGAGAGAGGUUUAAUCUAGCGGACAGUUUAAAGGUUAAUGCUGUCCUUCGGCAAUGCUUAUUUUAGUAUCUCCGGAUCUAAAUUGUAAUCUGUAUCUUCUGUAAGGAUUAUCCUAUACUGGACCUCUGAGCUCUGUAUGGUGCGUGUUUAUGGAGUUAGGGUUGUGGAAAGUGGAUGGAUGGCGUCUUCAGGAACUAAAUGAAAGAGUUGUGACUUGGUUUAAAAAGAGUAGGAGAUUGUAUACUCAACUAUUAGUCGCUUGAGUACUUUUCCUUAGGGAUAUAUUUCCCAACCCUUUAGAUUGCUAGAAGAGUUGUGCAAACCUUAUUUGCUGUAAUAAGAAGCUGUCGUUCUAUCCAGCCCUGCCUUAUUCCUUUAGCACUUUUUGUGGCUAAAAUGCAAACCAGAGCAAUAGACAAAGUACUAGAUAUUAAUGGAGGUCUAGCCUAAAAAUGAUAUAUCAUAGAAAAAUAAGUUUUUUCUUUAUUUUUGGACGUUCUAAAGCAGAAGGAUUUUGCCAAAAAUCGAUGUAAUAAUCACUUGUAAUAGCAGCGUUUGUGGAUAGGUAAAACUGGAAUAUGUGUCGUUGUAAUGUUAGUUUAGUUGUCUUGGUGUUAAAGACGCGUGUGGAGUACUUGAUGUAUUUAAUAACUUUUAGUAAUCCACCUAUUAAAGUGGCGGUUUACUGAAGAGUCACUGAGAGCAAUCUGUCAAAGAUCAUAUUCCUUUUUAAAGGAGUAUUUGCUUUUUCUUCCACAGCGAUACAGGCUCAGUUCUAUACAAAAUUCACUCUUAAGGCUGCGUUCACAUCUCCGACACUGAUGGGGCAUAAAUGGCACAACGCAACCGAUGGACCCCAAUACAGUCAAUGGGAAUCCGGUGGUAAACUAGAGAAUCCUGUAAUGCCAUAUCCGGAGAUGCGAGCGCAGCCGAAAAGCCACUUACUUCUGAUCUGCAUAGUAAAGGUACAUCAUAGAGGAAUGUGGGCUGAGCCAAUUUCCUCGGGACCUGCCGAGCAUCUAUUGUGGAUUUCCAGUUGCAGACAUCAGUAGAAAGAAGCGUCGGCAAGUUGGAUUUCAUCCCUUCUGUUCCGACAGGCAAUAAGCCGUCGCCACCAAGUUCUGUUUUGAAGGUGGUGUUUGAUCGAGGGCUGUCCAUCUAGAUUACAGCAUUUACGGUAGUUUCUGUACAUUUAGCGUUUGACUUUUGAAGUGAUCUUACGUUUACAUAAAAUACCACUGGCCUUAACAGUGUUUGAUUUCCGUGGCAUCGAAAGUAGAAAGAAACAAUCACAAAUAUAGUUUAAUUUAGAAGAUAUUGCAGCACAUAACCAUUUUCUAAAUCUUGAAUGUGCCUUUAUGUUGUGGCCAGAUCCAAGGUGUCGUGUUGCUUAUUAGAACAUGUUGAGAAUUUUGUGCUUGGUGAAUGGCAGGGUUAUAUCGGAAAUACAUUUGCUAGAUGUGAGUGAUUGUGCGUAAUUAUAGGUUAAAACUGUGUAAGAAGAGAUUUUUUUUUUUUUCAGUUCCCUUUUAAUUUAAUUUUACAUUUUUUUUCAAAAGUGUGACCAGUUGAUUCUGUUGAAUUGAGAAGUUAAGAGUCCUUUCAUGUGACCCUAUUUCAGCCCGUCAACAAGCGUAUCAUGUGGCGAUCAAGGCUCAUUUAACAGCGUCGUCAAACUUCAUAUAUUUUUUAAAUACUUCCCAACCAGUGAGAUGGGAAAUUGGGGACAUGUCACCCCUGCAGCAGCGUAUGUGUUCUUGUCCAUUCCAGAAGUCCCUGCUCCGGUAUUGGAAGUAGAGCCUCUGUUCUUGCGCCGCUACUCAGACCGGGCACAUGAUUGUCGGGUGCCAGGCAAGAUGUCUGGUACUGUCAAUCAAGCGGCAGGGAGGAGCUUCUUCAGCAGUGGGGACAGUCCCUUACAACAAAAGAACUCUCUUUGAUUUGCUCAUCCCUAAUGAGGACCACAGUGAAUACAGUGGUGGACCCAGGAAGUCAGAACCGAGUUUCAGGUAGAAGGUAAGUGAUCUUCCCUGGACAGGUCCUGGUGGGUGUGUAGGGGGUUUUAU
Bufo bufo (common toad) is the source of this 3721-nucleotide messenger RNA. RefSeq names its product chromobox 2 (gene CBX2). Gene Ontology annotation, cellular component: heterochromatin; PRC1 complex. NCBI's taxonomy places the organism in Eukaryota, Metazoa, Chordata, Amphibia, Anura, Bufonidae. Gene Ontology annotation, biological process: negative regulation of transcription by RNA polymerase II. The transcript is spliced from 5 exons. Bases 141 to 1604 code for a protein of 487 amino acids. The record is from RefSeq and is a predicted model, not a curated record.